AACGCCGAUAGAAACUCCGGUUUCAACUUUAAGGCGACUUAGAGAAGAAUUUUUGACAUCUAAUAGACAUCUAAAGACGAACUGCGGGUGAGGAUGAGGAGGAUAACGUCGUCCAGCGGUCAACACGAAACCGUCACCCUGCGGAGGAGCGAGUCCUCGGACGCUCCAGGAAUCUGCAGCCUGGUGAAUCCCUCGGACCGAGACGUGUUUGGGAAGAUCAACGUCAUGCAACUUCUGGAGAAGGCGGAGCUAGCCGUGACGGUGGCCGACGACCAGGACCAGGUUCUGGCUCACGCCUGCUUCCUGGACCAUCCUGCAGCCGCGCUGGUGGACCCGGCCCGCUGGGAACACUUGGUCUGGGAACAGCUCGGGGCCCACGCCUGCACCCCCGUCAACACUCUGUUCAUGCACCUGUUUGUGGCCCGGGAGGGAUUUGGACCCGCAGCAGCAGAGGAGAUCAUGAGGGCCUCCUUCAGGGCCGUGUCCCACCUGGACUACAUCCUCCUGCUGACCCGGGAGGCCGGAGAUCUAGGCCCGGCCCUGGAGAGGGUGAUGGAGCCGCUGCAGCCCCAGACGGAGCUCCGGUGUCGGGGCUGGAUCUGCUGCAGGGAGGAGCUGGAACCCAAGCUCCGUGUCCGGCAGGCAAGGGUGGAGGAUUUUGACUCCAUCUUGUCCAGGUUUGAGGAGAAGCAGAGGUCGUCCUACGUUGCUCGUCCCUACCUGCUGUCAGAGCUCAUCGAAGGUCAGAAUGACGACCUGCACAUGGCUGUGUGUGAGGUGGACGGGUCCGUUGUUGGCUUCAUGAGCGUCACCUCCGAGCUGGAAUUGCAGCAGCUGGCUGCAGUCUACAACCUGGAGGGGCAGGACCAGGAGACGAGUUCACCUGUAAGUACCCCCACCUGUAAGUACCCCACCUGUAAGUACCCCCCAACUGUGGACGAGUCCGUUGUUGGCUUCAUGAGCGUCAGCUCCGAGCUGGACUUGCAGCAGCUGGCUGCAAUCAACGACCUGGAGGGGCAGGACCAGGAGACGAGUUCACCUGAUUGCAAGUGUCCAGGGACAGGCGAGGGUGUGAGUGGGAAACCCACCGCUGCAACUUGGCCCUUGUUUGAAGUCAUGGAUGAGGUAUUGGGACAGAGGCCUUCUGUGGCCCCCCCUGUCCUAAUGGCCUCCAUCCAUGAGGACACACCGGGGCCAAGUGCAGCGGUGGGUGACCAGGAGGAGGAGGAUGAGGAGGAUAGCCGGCCAGGGCCAGCAGCAGCAGCAGCAGCAGCAGGGAGGAAGAGGGAUAGGGAUGAGGAAUUGUUAAAUCUCAUCAAAGAGGACAUGAGAUUACAGAGGGAGGCAGAAGAGAGGAGAGCGCAGGAGAACAGGGAGAGGAUGGACAGACUCUUUUCCCUGCUCGAGAGAUUUGGCAGACACCUCAGCAGACAGCUGGUCCCGCCACGGAGCACCGCUGACUGCCUCCAACCCAUUCUCCCCCUCAUCCUCUCCCUCAUCCUCCACAGGCUGGUCCUCCAGGGCCAUGAUGUCACCGGCCCCAAGGCAGAUGUUAGGUACAAAGGUGUGGUGCACCUCCAGCGCUUGGAGGAAGAUGGCCCUGAACCUGGUCUUCAUCAUUCCAUAGGCACGCUCUAUAAUGGAGCGUGCCCUGGAAUGACGGCUGUUGAAGCGCUGGGCUCCCACACCUUCUACCGGUCGUUUGUAGGGAGGGAUGAGGGGGAGUGGAUGUUGGAGGCACGGCCAGAAGAGGAACACCAAGGCCUCAAUUGUGACACCCCAUCCGUGUCUCCGCUCCUGGUGGAGCAGGUCCAGCAGCACGGCCAGGGACUCUCUGCUCAGCCUCAAAUCUGGCCUUGUGUCCUCCUGGCCAAAAAACCUGUCCAGCACAGGAACUGCCAGGUUUAUCCUGCAGUACAGGGGUCUGGGCUGGAUAGGCCGACAGCAGCCUCACCAGAGCAGGCCGGGGUUUUCCGUAUUCAGCUGUUUGGGAUCGACAAGGAACAUGAGACGAGAUCCGUGGACCUGAUCUCAUACAUGUUCCAGCGUUUCCCUGAGCUGAAGUUCCUCUUCAUCUCGGUUUCUCCUUCCUCCCCGGAGUUCCCGCUGCUGCAGAACCUGGUCCGGGUCCCGACAGGUCCAGCUACGCCGGCGCUCUGCGAGCUCUACUUUCUGCCGUCCGCCUGGAAAGGGAAGAUUCUGGUGAGGCCGGCGGUUCCUGCAGACCUCCCUGCUGUCUCUGGUCUGGUGAAGGACCUGGUCUCCGGUGGGUCCCUGGACUCCGGCGAGUCCCUCCUGCAGGACCUGGACUCCUUCUACAAGACCGGCAGUGAUGCGGAUGCAGUGCGGCUGGGAGCCUUCGUGGCCCAGGUGGACGGUCAGAUCUUUGGGAUUCUGAUCAUCAGGGAUGAGCAGGACCCGGAGUUCCUGCGGUCCCUUUACGACCUGGAGUGGUUCCUGUACUGGACCCAUCACGGUUCUGAGGAGCACGGCCUGAUCCUGCACCUGGUCCUGGUUCCCUGGUUCCAGUUCCUGGUCCGGUUACUGCUGAAGGAGGCCCUGAGGCUGGGAGGGAAGUCCUGCCUGUACCUGCGGGGUUACCAGGACGAGCAGCACCCUCAGAAUUCCCUGGUGUCCCCCCUGGACUGUGUCCUGAGCGUUUCCGUUCCCGUCCGGCCGCGACGGCAGAUCAUCUACCCGCUGGAGGAGCUGGGCGCUAACGCCCCGCCUAGCCGUAUCACGGAGCCGCAGGAGCCGUUCUCUCUCAGCCUGGUCAGCAGGAAGCUGAUCCUGGAGCAGAAAGUGACCAUCAACUCCAGGAUCGUGGUGGUCGGCGCUUCAGACACCGGACUGUCCUUCCUGGAGGAGCUCUGCUCCUGUCCUCACAUCCGGUUCAACAACCUCACCCUCAUCUCCACCCACGGUUUCCCUGGAGACCAGAAACCUGACCACGCUGGCUUCCUGUCCACCAGUCACGCCUACAGCAGCAGGGACCUGAACCGGUUCCCGGCUGGUUCCCAGUUCCGGGUCCUGACUGGGAAGAUGGUGUCCAUCAACAGGAAGUCCAGGGCCGUCCUGGUGUCCAGCGGGGAGGAGGUGCCGUAUCACCAGCUGGUCCUGAGCACCGGCCUGCAGUACCAGGUCCCAGGUGUCCUCCAGCCCCUCCCCAAUGAUGGCCCCGCCCCCUCCAACCUGCUGACCCUGAACGACUUCCAGGACUGCAGCUCUGCUGGAACCUGGAUCUGCUCCGACUUCCUAGGGGGGGAGGGUACCGCCCUCCUCUACGGGUCCAGCCUGGACGUCUUCACCUCCACAGAGGCCCUGCUGGUUCUGGGGGUCCCGGGGUCCCGGGUCCAGCUGGUUCUGCCCCCCCCUGAGCCCGGCCCCCCCUGCUUCCCCGACCCGGCCGUGGAAGCGGCGGUGACGGCGUCUCUGAAGACCUCCGGGGUCCAGGUCCACCGGGGCUGGACCAUGGUCCGGAUGGAACGGGACGGACCGGACGGACCGCUGACGGCGGUGACCUUCAGCAGGGACCCUCCAGAACCAGAACCCCCCCAGGACCCGGAGCCGUUCAAGGUCCCGGAGCCGCCCCGAGACCUGGAGACGCUCCACCUGCAGUGUGGGGUGUUUCUGAACUUCUCCAGUAAGAGCGUCGACCCCGACGCCUUCAGCAGCAUCAGCAGGUCCUUCCUGGUGUUUGACGGGAGACUCGUCAUCAACGCCGGGUUCCAGACCUGCGACCCGAACAUCUACGCCGCCGGACCGCUGACCCAGUUCUCCCGCCGCUACCACUCGCCUGAGUGGAGUCACGCUAGCUUCAGCUCCAGGGAGGUGGGCCGCGAGCUGGCGUUGGUGCUGCUGCGGAGGCUUGACCCCACGCUGGAGCCGGACCGGCCCCCACCUGGAUCGGACCCCCUGGUUCCGCUCUACCAGAAGCCCAAGGUUCAAGGGGGGAAACUUCCCGGAGGAUUCCACUACCUGCAUGUGACCAAACCGCCUCCGUCCUGCAGCAAAAAAACGCCUGCUCAGACGGUCCAGAACCCAGUGGUCUCCACGGGCCGGGCCGAGACCGGGAACUACUUCUGCCUGCACCUGGACCCCCAGGACCAGCUGGAGAGCCUGAUCUGUCUGUCCCUGGAGCCGCUGCCCUGGUCCAACUACCUGGUUCUGGUCGGGAAACACCAGCAGCUGCUGGGACGACUGCUGGACCAGUACCAGCAGGGACAGAUCCAGGACCUCUACAGGUUCUUCAGAGAGCCCUGGGUUCUGCCCAUCUUCCUGGACCGAUUCCCCGACUUCCAGCAGGAACUUCAGCAGGAACUUCAGCUCAUCUCCUCCGACACGCUGAAGGACCCGGGGGAGACGGAGAAGACAGACGUCCCUCCAGGAGGUUCUGCUGCUGCUGCUGCUGCUCUGAGAAACAGAACCCUCAACUAUCUGAGCUUCAACCAGAACCUGCUGCCCAUGUUCCCCUGCAGAGGCCAGCUGUGAUCCGGUUCUGAUGAGGUACCGACACCAGGGAGGAGGUUCUGAUGGUUCUGAUGGUUCUGCUGGUGUCAGAGAGGUUCUUCU
This is a messenger RNA of Cololabis saira (Pacific saury), 4572 nucleotides long. RefSeq names its product cilia and flagella associated protein 61 (gene cfap61). NCBI's taxonomy places the organism in Eukaryota, Metazoa, Chordata, Actinopteri, Beloniformes, Belonidae. The record is from RefSeq and is a predicted model, not a curated record. Bases 94 to 4491 code for a protein of 1465 amino acids. The transcript is spliced from 30 exons.